Syngnathoides biaculeatus (alligator pipefish) is the source of this 2524-nucleotide messenger RNA. It is a transcript of the gene gnsb, whose product is annotated as glucosamine (N-acetyl)-6-sulfatase (Sanfilippo disease IIID), b. The transcript is spliced from 13 exons. NCBI's taxonomy places the organism in Eukaryota, Metazoa, Chordata, Actinopteri, Syngnathiformes, Syngnathidae. Gene Ontology annotation, molecular function: N-acetylglucosamine-6-sulfatase activity; glycosaminoglycan binding. Bases 129 to 1661 code for a protein of 510 amino acids. The record is from RefSeq and is a predicted model, not a curated record. Gene Ontology annotation, biological process: glycosaminoglycan metabolic process.
CAAAACUCGGCAAGCACGAGGUCGCGCGUCAUCGAGUCGCCCACGCCCCCUCCGGCUUCUUCUUCUGGUUUUAUUCUUGGGGGGGGGGGGGGGUGCGUAGUUUGGCAGGUGACCCGGUCGCUGUGAAGAUGCCCGGAACCGGAGCGGUUCCGCUGGGGUUGCGGGUGCUCGCGCUGGCCGCCUUGCUCGCCUGCAGCGGCGUGAGGCGCGUGCGCGGCGGGGGGCUCAGCAACAUCGUCGUCAUCGUCACGGACGACCAAGACCAGAACCUGGGCGGCAUGACGCCGAUGAAGAAGACGAAAUCUCUGAUCGGAGACGCCGGCGCCACCUUCGUCAACUCGUUCACGGUGACGCCGCUGUGCUGCCCGAGCCGCUGCAGCAUCCUGACGGGUCGCUACCCCCACAACCACCUGGUGAGGAACAACUCGCUGGCCGGGAACUGCUCCAGCGCGGCGUGGCGCGGCGGAGCCGAGGCCGCCGCCUUCCCCGUUUUCCUCAGCAAGCGCCGCUACCAGACCUUCUUCGCCGGGAAGUACCUGAACCAGUACGGCUUGAAAGAGGCCGGCGGCGUCGGCCACGUUCCGCCGGGCUGGGACCAAUGGCACGCGCUGGUGGGCAACUCUCGCUACUACAACUACACGUUGUCCACCAACGGCGUUGAGGAGAAGCACGGCGACAACUACACGGACGACUACCUCACCGAUGUGAUCGCCGAGCGCGCUCUCCGCUUCCUGGACAACCGCAGCCCCCAGCGGCCGUUCUUCUUGAUGCUGGCGCCGCCCGCGCCGCACCGGCCCUGGACCGCCGCCCCGCAGUACCGGACUAGCUUCGGCGACGUCAAGGCGCCCCGAGACGGAAGCUUCGACAAGACGGCCAAGGACAAGCACUGGUUGCUGCGGCAGCCCGUCAACCCGAUGCCCGACAGCACGGUCGCCUUCCUGGACGACGCCUACCGCAGGAGGUGGCAGACGCUGCUGUCGGUGGACGACCUGGUGGAGAAGCUGGUGAGGAAGCUGGAGGAACUGAAGGAGCUCAACGACACGUACGUCUUCUUCACGUCCGACAACGGCUACCACACAGGUCAGUUCUCGCUGCCCAUCGACAAGCGCCAACUGUACGAGUUCGACAUCCGCACGCCGCUGCUGGUCCGCGGUCCCGGCGUCAACGCCAACGUCACGCUCAAGGCUCCCGUGCUGAACAUCGACCUGGCGCCGACCUUUCUGGACAUCGCCGGCGUCAACGCGUCGGCCUUGGACGCCGACGGCCUUUCCUUCCUGCCUCUGAUGGCGCCGUCCUUGCGCAACGGCUCUCGGCGUCCCGACUUCCUGGUGGAGCACACGGGCGAGGGGCUCUCCGGCGCCGACCCCACCUGUCCCAAACUGGGCCCCGGACUCUCGCACUGCUUCCCCGACUGCGUGUGCGAGGACUCGUUCAACAACACGUACGCUUGCGUCAGGACGCUGGACGGCCGCGUCGACAUGCAGUACUGCGAGUUCGCCGACAGCGAGUCCUUUGUGGAGGUGUACGACCUGAGCUCGGACCCCCACCAGCUGGAGAACAUCGUGAAGAAGGUGGACCCGGCCGUGCUGGAGAAAAUGAACCGGCGCCUCAUCAAGCUGCAGUCGUGCCAGGGCGCCGGAUGCCGCGCCCUCUCCACGUGAGGCUCCCGAUUGGCCGAUCGGGGGGGGGUCUGUCGUCGCUUUAAUCGCGGCCGGACCAAAGCUGCCGUUUUGAGUUUGUCAGGGACGUACUUCCUGUCUUUCCCCCGGCCAAAAGUCCGCCCCACUUUCUGAACGCGCUACGAACAAAAUCCUUCUUUUCUGUACUCCAAUCACUAAUUUUUUAAAAUUUUUUUUUUUUUUUUUGGGGGGGGGGGAAUUUGAAUUUUGUUAUUAAACUGAAACGACAGUGAGAACCCACACGUAAUCGGUGCAGACUCCAACAUUUUCUAUGAACCAAAACUCCGACCUCACUAAACGAAAUUCCUCCCGUCAUCCCAACCUCGCUACAAAUUUUCACGAGCCGUCUUCGUCCUGAGCCGCAAAUAUGUGAGUUUUUAAGACCAAAAUGGAGGACAGCAUCCCCAAAAAAUCAAACGAAACUAGCAACUGUUGACCGGCUACGUGCUAAGCUAAGCAACACUUUUAGGCCCCCCCCCCCCCCCCCCCCCCUUCAAAGCAGCUGAACCAAAGCCUCCAUUUUGUCUUUUUUUUUGGUUGGAUGCACAUUUUUUCCAUCUCUGACUUUGUGAUUAAGAAUCAAAAUUGAGUGAAAUCUAACCCUAAAUUGCUAACUGACUUGAAGUCAACAGCCACAGAUUUGAAAUGGAAUUUUGUCACCUUUUUUUUUCUGCCUUAGUCACUUUAAAAAAAAAAAAAAAAAUCACAUUUAAAAAAAAAACAAAGCAAUGCAAUGAUCCCACUUUGAAAAGUUUUUGCUGCUACUUGUCGCAGUUGUUUGCACUUUGAGAAUGUGAAUGUUUGCCUCGUGAUCGAUGAAAAUAAAUCAAAAGUAGCCUUCGUCA